UUCCACUAAUUAAGAGAAUAAAUACUUUUCAAAAGUAUGGUUUGAGAUCUCUGUAGAUAUCAAUAACAUACAAAAUGCCUCUCAGUGUCUACUCCCAGGAGAAGCCUCCUCUUAUUAGUUUCAUCAAGAUAGAAUGAACUGAAAAAACUGCAGCAAGAUGAAGUUUAUGAAGCUCGGAACUCGCCCCGAUACCUUCAUCACCACAGAAGCUACAAGAUCAGUUUCUUCAGAAGUUUCAACUGAUCUCAAAAUCAAGGUCCAAAAUAGAUUAUAUCUACUCCACAAGUUCCCUCUGCUGUCCAAAUGCUUGCACCUGCAAACACUCUGCGCCGCAGAAUCGACCGCAGGGGCCGCCGAUCACGCCAUCAUCGAGCUGCCGGCCUUCCCGGGGGGCGCAGACGCCUUCGAGAUCUGCGCGAAGUUCUGCUACGAAAUUACCGUCACUCUCAGCGCCGCCAACGUCGUGCCCGUCCGCUGCGCUGCGGAGUACCUGCAGAUGACCGAGGCGGCCGACUGCGGCAACCUCAUCGCCAAAAUUGAGGUGUUCUUCAAGUCAUGUAUCCUGCCGAGAUGGAAGGACACUCUUGUGGCACUGCAGUGCACUAGGCAAUAUGCCGCUUCGUGCGAGGAGCUCCGGAUCACCGGGCGGUGCGUGGAUUCGAUUGCUAUGAUGAUCGCGGACGAGACUAGCUCAUCGGAAGGGCGGUGGGCCGAGGACAUAUGCGUACUCGGUAUCGAUCAUUACUGGAGAAUCAUGGUAGCGGUAAAAUCCGCGGGAACUGUCUCAAACAAGAUCAUUGGGGACGCAUUGUAUCUCUACACCCGGAAAUGGCUACCGAUUAUGCAGAUCCCCGAGAAUUCGGAUUCGGAGUCGGAGUCUCUCAAGGAGAUCACUUCGAAACACAGGUUGCUGCUGGAGAGAGUAGUGAGCUUGUUACCUGCGGAGAAAGGCGCGGUCUCGUGUUCUUUCUUACUCAACCUUCUUAAGGCCGUGAACAUACUCGAUGCAUCGGUAUCUUCAAAGAUGGAAUUGGCGCGGAGGGUCGGUGUUCAGCUGGAGGAGGCGACCGUCGCCGAUCUCUUGAUCCCUUCUCGAUCGAGCGCCAUCGAGACUCUUCACGACGUCGAUAUAGUGAUGAGUAUAUUGCAGGAAUUCAUGCUCCAAGAGCAGAGCCCGCCGACUAGUCCCAUGAGAGUGAAGCUCAAGUGCGAGAAAAGACGGCCGCGGUCGGUGGAGAAUGCAGAAUUCGAGAAUAGCCGGCGAUCGUCUUCGGCGACGCACGGAUCCAAGCUAAAGGUCACAAAGCUCAUCGACGGUUACCUCGCAGAGAUCGCGAAAGACGCGAAUUUGCCAAUAGAGAAGGUGACCGCUCUCGCUGAAGCCGUGCCGGAGUUCGCCAGGCCAUGCCACGACGAUCUCUACAGAGCAAUCGACAUCUACCUUCGGGCACACCCUGCUCUCGAUAAGAGCGCGAAGAAACGGUUAUGCCGCGUAUUGGAUUGCAGAAAACUGUCUGUCGAAACCUGCAUCCAUGCCGUCCAGAACGACAUUCUGCCGCUGAGGGUCGUAGUUCAAGUCCUCUACUUCUACGAAAGAGCUCGUGCCGCCAUGCCUGGCGACGGUGCAGCCGAGCUUACGCGCGGAAUAAGAGCUCUGCUCGCUAAGUCGAGUGCAGAAGAUGAGAAAGAAGAACAAGAGCAGGAGCAAGAGCAAGAAGAAGAUUCGGAGAUUCGACGGUUCAGAAAGGGGGCUCUACUGGAUGAUCAAUGGAGCAUCUCGGGCGCCAAGUACCACCCGAAGAUGAAGCUGUCGGCGCUGAUGAAGCUCGAUGAGCUCGACGACGACGUCGCGCCGCGAGAAGGCUUGUUCAGGAGCACUUCUUCAAGGAUCAAAGCCUUGUGUGCCAUUCCUUCGAAACCGAAUUGGUUCCUCAGUAAACUGAGGAAUGUGAAUAGAAGCAUCACAGAGAGGCACUGAAUCUGUUGUAUUUUGUUGCAGAAUAAGUAGAUAUGAGUGUAAUGUUUAGAUAUCUGAAGUUUCUUCUUGUGUUGGUUCAAAUUUUCUGGUUUUUCAAGGCUUCAAUUGCCUUUGCUUAUCACUCCUGCUGUAAAAUGGAACUCACAGGAGAAGCUUUUUGUCCCUUUUUUUUUUUUCUUUCUUUCUUUUUUUGGUGGUGGGAUGUGAAAGGCAAAGGAACAUCAUGUAGCAUAGAGUGUGAAUUAAAUGAAUGAUAAAUUGUUCAAGUAGGCUCUUAAGGCU
Ananas comosus (pineapple) is the source of this 2260-nucleotide messenger RNA. Its product is annotated as BTB/POZ domain-containing protein At1g67900. The record is from RefSeq and is a predicted model, not a curated record. Lineage: Eukaryota; Viridiplantae; Streptophyta; Magnoliopsida; Poales; Bromeliaceae. The transcript is spliced from 4 exons. The coding region runs from base 158 to 1978 and encodes 606 amino acids.